ACCAAGUCAUUCUCACCCCUUAGAUCACACUUAAUGCUGGAUGAGUGUUAAAAUGAAUCAGCUGGGUAUAUAAAGUGUGCGAGUGGAGCAUUACAGAUGCCAAAGCAGUCUUUUCCUCAGACCUCCUGCUCAUGUUGUGUUCAGGAUAAAAAUAAGGCUGCCCUAUUGUUUGGUGUUCAGGUCAUCAAUCCAGACUGGUUUGUGGAGCUACAGGCUUUGCGGUUUCGUCUCCCUUCUCCUUCGUUCUGAGUUUAUACUCCAGGAUAUGGGGGAACAAAACAAAAUACUGCCCCGUCCCAUUUUCCGCCGCGAUGUAAGCUGGGAUCCCUUCCCAAACUGGACGCAGCCGAGCCGCAUCUUCGCUCAGGAUUUUGGCCUCCCCCCUUUCCUGGAGCCUAGUGAUCUGGACUGGAUAGACUGGGCGAAGAGGAGAUUGGGAUCUUUCUCCUGGCCUGGGUACACACAGUCUCCCCUUCUGCCUCCAUUCAGCAGUCAGUACCCCGCGGCGCUGAACCAAAAGGGUCCGAGACAACUGACAAGUGGAGUGUCGGAGAUCCGAACAGGACAGGACAGCUGGAAGAUUAACCUGGAUGUCAAUCACUUCUCGCCGGAGGAAAUUACAAUCACAAUCAAGGAGGGUUAUUUGCAGAUAUCAGGAAAUCAUGAAGAAAGGCAGGAUGAGCAUGGACUGGUUUCAAGGUGCUUCACCCGGAAAUACAAGCUGCCGCAGGGGGUGGACUUGCAGCACAUCAGUUCUUCGCUGUCUGGUGAAGGAGUUCUGUCCAUUGAGGCCCCUGCCCCUGGGACGUCCAUCAGUGGCCCCGUCAGUGAGAUCGUCAUACCAGUCCAGAUCAGGCAGACGCAGGACUCUGAAAAGGGAAACCACUAAGCAGAAGCUACACUCAGUUGUAGCCCAGGUUUUGAGCAGCAACAUUUGUAGCACUGGCUUAAAAAAAGAUUUACCGUAACAGAAAUUUUAUCGACUUUAAGAUACUGUCUAAUACUGUUUACUGUAUUGUCACAAGUAUAGCCACCAUGCCACAACUGCCUUUGGUUUCAGACUCAUCUAUAUAACACAACUGAUCCUAAAUGAUGUUUUUUUUUUCUUGUCAACAUUUAGCAUGACCUUGUAUUCUAACAACAUAUCAUUUUUUUCAUGCUCUUCUAACGGUGUCAUUACAUUAAAACAAAAACUGUAGUUGUGACCUUGCAUGACCUCUGGGAUUAUGGAGAUUAUGGUGGACAAAACUGCCUGAGUGCACCACAGGUUUAGUUGUUCUGGUGACUCGCCUUUUUUUUUUAAAAAAUAUCUUAACAUCAUAAUUAGUACAU
Messenger RNA from Scatophagus argus, 1332 nucleotides. RefSeq names its product heat shock protein beta-1-like. NCBI's taxonomy places the organism in Eukaryota, Metazoa, Chordata, Actinopteri, Scatophagidae. Gene Ontology annotation, biological process: response to heat; protein refolding. The coding region runs from base 266 to 889 and encodes 207 amino acids. The transcript has 3 exons. Gene Ontology annotation, molecular function: protein folding chaperone. The record is from RefSeq and is a predicted model, not a curated record.